Coregonus sp. 'balchen' is the source of this 657-nucleotide messenger RNA. The record is from the annotation of a GenBank genome assembly. Lineage: Eukaryota; Metazoa; Chordata; Actinopteri; Salmoniformes; Salmonidae.
AUGGAAGAGGCAAAGAUGUUGGAAAAGGAACCUUCUGGAAGCCUUCUGAAAGAACAGUUGAGCAAACAAGAUGUUGUGAACGGUCUGAAAGAGUCUCAAGAGAGUAGAAUGGCCAGCAUCAGAGCCGAAGCUGACAAAGUGUACACGUUCACUGACAACGCUCCUAGUCCUUUCAUAGGUAGCUCUUCAAGACUGGAUUGUGGCUCCCUUGGAAGUGGAGAUGGCACCACCACCAAGACUACCAGUCCUGCAUACUCAGACAUAUCGGAUGCAGGUGAUGAUGGGGUAUCAGACUGCCGUUCAGGCACUCCUCCGGCUGCAUCUAUUCCUGCAGGGCCUGUCAAAGACCCCCAGUCUCCUUUUUACCACAGAUAUGACCACUACUAUAUCCAAAAUUACAUGCAGACAGGCCAGUCAAACACAGCUGCUUUCCAUAUGGCCUCCACCCCUCAAGACGGUAAAUACAAAAAGGAGGACUCAAAGGAUGGCAACGAGAGGAGAAACACCCCGGAAUUCAUCGAUUUGAAGAAGACCGAUGUCAUCAACUCAAGUUCGCAGUCCCAGAUUCAGAUGGCUAUGACACAAACACAAACAGCUCUAUCCCAGUCCUUGUACUACGGCCAGUAUGCCCGCGGUCUUUACAUGAACUUUACAUGA